ACGAAUAAAUCGUGUUGAACGUUAUUACAAUAUAAAUAAUACUUCGACCGUUAUCAGUCGUAAAAGUUGAACUUCAUAAGUUGUUAAUGUUCAUCGUUAAGUUGAGCUUGUAGAAUAUCAAAACGCGUCGGAAAAAAUGACUUCGCCGUUUACUUGUAUCACAUGCCGUGUGGCAUUUCGAGAUUUAGAGGUGCAACGACAGCAUUACAAAUCGGAUUGGCAUAGAUAUAACUUGAAGAGGAAAGUAGCUGAACUGCCUCCUGUUACUGUGGAAGAAUUCCAAAAGAGAGUUAUUGCACAGAGGAACAAAGAUGACAAACAAAGGGAAGAAGAAACAACGAAUUGUAAAAUAUGUAGAAAAAACUUCAACACAAGAAAUCAAUAUGAGAAUCACUUGUUAUCGAAAAAACAUAAGGAGAAAUGUGCAAGACAAAGCACUAUAGAAGAAACUACCAAUGACUGUAUAAAUAAUACAGCUGAUUCUUCUCCUAAUUCUGUAAUAAAGAGGAAUAUUCAGGGAGAAGGUUCUAGCAAUACCAACAAGCGACCAGCAGAAGAAAUGGAAUUAGAUUCUGAUAUUGAAUCUAUAGAUUCAGAUGAAUGGAUGGAGGAUGCGGAGAACCCAAUAAAAAAUAAUGAUUGCUUGUUUUGUGAUCAUCAUAGUAGGUCUUUGGUACGCAAUUUGAAGCAUAUGACUGUUGCACAUUCCUUCUUCAUACCAGACCCUGAAUAUUGUACAGAUAUUAAAGGUUUGCUUACAUACCUUGGAGAAAAAAUAUUUGCAGGAUAUAUGUGCAUCUGGUGCAAUGAUUCUGGGAAGAGCUUCCAAAGUUCUGAUGCUGCUAGGGCACACAUGGUGGACAAGGGACAUUGUAAAAUGCUACAUGAAGGAGACGCGCUAGCAGAAUAUGCAGAAUUUUAUGAUUAUUCAUCCAGUUAUCCCGAUGCUGAGAAUGGUGAUCCAGAUACAGAGGUCGAAAUACCUGAGCUAGAUGAUAAUGACUAUCAACUGGUCUUACCAUCAGGGAAUGUUAUUGGCCAUAGAGCUCUAAUGAGAUACUAUAAACAAAACUUAAAUCCAAACAGAAUAGUGGCAAUACCAAAGAAAGAAAAAAUCCGAAAAGUACUGUCACAAUAUAGAGCUCUUGGAUGGACAGAUACUCAAAAAGAGAUUGCUGUUAAGAAAGCCAAGGAUAUUAAAUACAUGCAGAGAAUACAAGCUAAAUACUCUACACAAUUGCAGUUUAAGGCGAACAAAUUACAAAGAUACUUUAGACCCCAAGUAAACUUCUAG
Molecule: messenger RNA, 1294 nt
Organism: Dufourea novaeangliae
Lineage: Eukaryota; Metazoa; Arthropoda; Insecta; Hymenoptera; Halictidae
Product: zinc finger protein 622
Exons: 2
Coding region: 137-1294 (385 amino acids)
Biological process (GO): ribosomal large subunit biogenesis
Cellular component (GO): preribosome, large subunit precursor
Molecular function (GO): nucleic acid binding; zinc ion binding
Source: RefSeq, a predicted model, not a curated record